CUAGGUUUUAGAGGCAGAAAACAGGGGAAAAAAAAAUUCUGAACUAAUGGACUGCAGACACAGUACAGGGGAUGACCAGAGACUGCAGACACAGUACAGGAGAUGACCAGAGACUGCGGACACAGUACAGGAGAUGAUCAGAGACUGCGGACACAGUACAGGGAUGACCAGAGACUGCAGACACAGUACAGGAGAUGACCAGAGACUGCAGACACAGUACAGGGAUGACCAGAGACUGCGGACACAGUACAGGGAUGACCAGAGACUAGUUUUUGAUCUUACCUGUUCCUCGAUCCAGCCGCGCGCUGUCUUCCCGGCUUCUGUAAUGGCGCUCGGCAUGACAGCAGGGUGCCCAGUGCGCAUGAGCGAG
This is a messenger RNA of Staurois parvus, 370 nucleotides long. The record is from the annotation of a GenBank genome assembly. NCBI's taxonomy places the organism in Eukaryota, Metazoa, Chordata, Amphibia, Anura, Ranidae.